GGGUUGUCCUCCAGUCUCAGGGAAAAUGUCAGCGCUCUGAAGACACUACAGUUCGGUGGUGGAUGUAUAUCUAUGGGCGUGACCGUGGAAUGACUCCGAUCAAGUUCGCUGGUUAGCAGACGUCUGCUCCUGGCAGUCCAUGUGACCAAGUUACAUUGUACAUACAGUUGGCUCUUUGCCAUCAUGGAUAACAUAAUUUGUCCAAAGGAUUUCCCAGAGCUGAAAAAUGAUACUUUCCUGCGAGCAGCCCGUGGCGAGGAAACGCAGCAAGUACCGGUGUGGUGUAUGAGACAGGCCGGCCGCUACUUGCCAGAGUUCCGUGAGCUCAGAGCUGGGAAGGAUUUCUUUGACACGUGCCGGUCUCCGGAGGCCUGUUGCGAGCUCACUCUGCAGCCUUUGAGGCGGUUCCCCUUUGAUGCUGCCAUCAUCUUCUGCGACAUCCUGGUGGUUCCACAGGCCCUGGGUAUGGACGUCCAGAUGGUUCCAGGAAAGGGCCCCUCGUUCCCCGAGCCCCUGAAAGGGCCGGAGGACCUGCAGAGGCUGCGUACCAAAGUGGACGUGCCGGCUGAGCUGGGCUACGUCUUCAGCGCCAUCACCCUCACCCGUCACAAGCUGGAGGGCAAGGUCCCGCUCAUCGGCUUCACCGGGGCCCCGUGGACUCUUAUGGCUUACAUGAUUGAGGGGGGUGGCUCCACCACCUACUCCAAGGCCAAGCGCUGGCUCUACACCCACCCUGAGGCCAGCCACCAGCUGUUGGGCCAGCUCACCAGCGUCAUCGUGGACUACCUGCUGGGGCAGGUGGCAGCAGGGGCCCAGGCCCUGCAGGUGUUUGAGUCCCACGCUGGGGUCUUGGGUCCCGUGGAGUUUAAGGAGUUCUGCUUGCCGUACCUGCGGGACAUUGCGCGACGGGUCAAAGAGCAGCUGAAGGAGUCGGGCCAGGACAGUGUGCCUAUGAUUGUGUUUGCCAAGGACGGCCACUAUGCCCUGGAGGACCUCGCUCAGUCACACUAUGAAGUCGUUGGCUUGGAUUGGACCAUCGACCCACGAUCUGCACGGGUGAGGACGGGAGGGAAGGUGGCCCUGCAGGGGAACAUGGACCCCUGCGCCCUGUACGCUCCCAAGGAGACGAUAGCGGAGAUCGUUAAGAAGAUGCUGGACGGCUUCGGCCCCAGGGGGUACAUCGCUAAUCUGGGGCACGGACUGUACCCCGACAUGGACCCGGAGCACGUGGGAGCCUUCGUGGAGGCGGUCCACUCCCACUCCCGACAGCUCCUAAAAUAACCGCCCCAUUCCACCAGAGAGAAGGACACAUACGGGGGACGGGACCACGGCUGUGACUGCGCUACACUGUUCACUCGGGACAACUGAUCGCUGUGUUAUUAGCCAGGCUAAUGCUAGGCCGUAAAAGCGCCAUUUAUGUUAUUUCAGUGCUAGUACCAUCUUAACCCGCCCAUUCCUCCUGAGGUUGCCUGUGGGUAGCUGGAAACGAGUUUUCCAAAACGGCCAUUUCCGUGUCGGUAAAUCUGCGGAAGUGGGGCCCUACUUUUUGCCAUGAUCUAGUCCAUUUAGUUAAUCAUGUUUGCGCCAGUAAAAUAAAUCCAAGUUCUGAAUGGUGGUUUGAAUGUACCAAGUGAAUAGUCCUGUUCAUUUGUAAUAUUGUAAGCUAUCCCGAAGUAAGGAGUGGACUUCAUGAAAAUUUUGAUGAAUAAAAAGUAUUUUGGACUCGG
Messenger RNA from Conger conger (European conger), 1727 nucleotides. It is a transcript of the gene urod, whose product is annotated as uroporphyrinogen decarboxylase. Gene Ontology annotation, molecular function: uroporphyrinogen decarboxylase activity. The record is from RefSeq and is a predicted model, not a curated record. Gene Ontology annotation, biological process: heme biosynthetic process. Gene Ontology annotation, cellular component: cytosol. Bases 184 to 1281 code for a protein of 365 amino acids. Lineage: Eukaryota; Metazoa; Chordata; Actinopteri; Anguilliformes; Congridae. The transcript has 10 exons.